AUGGCGAGCACAAAGCAGCAGGAGAAUAUGCUCCUUACUGAGCACUUCACUUGGCCCCCAAUUUCCUUGAUUGAUGACAUAAUAAACGCUGUGAAUGAGGUUCUCUACCGUUGCACCGACUCGUUCGAAACAGGCCUCUCCGCCGCCGACCCCUCCCUCCUUGGUUUUGCCGACCUCUAUGCCUCUCAAGGGCGCACGCCAGAGAAGGAUGAAGAUGGUCAGGAUGUAUACCCAGAGGCUAAGCUGGAAAUCGAGGAGGGAGUGCUCAAGCUAGAGACAUUAAUGGAAAAUGCAGUAGACAAGAACUUUGACAAGUUGGAAAUUUGGACGCUGAGGAACGUGUUUGCUCUCGGGAGGGGGAAAGGAGGAGAUGAAGGGCUAGGGGAUUGGGUGAGGCUGGGACACUAUGAGAACGUUGAACCCCCGCCCAAAGACACCACCCUCACACCCGAAGCCCUCUACACCCUCCGCCGCAAACUCAUCGAAACCCAAAAACUAAACGCUGCCCUCGUCGCGGAGAAAACACGCAACGACGCGCAAAUAGCCCGCCUACGAGCCCUCAUCCAACCCAACACAACCACCACUACAAAACGCGAAACGCGAAACUCUACAUCACCAGCCGAGCAACCACCAAACCAAACCACCAACGCGCCCUUCGCCUUCCUAACCCACACACCCGCCGCCCAAUCCCUCGGCCUACACAGCCUCUCCACAACCACACCCAACGACAAGAACACCGAGAAAACCGCCCCCUUGACCACACACACCAAAUUCACAACAUCCCAACUGCCCUACCUCCGCCAACUUCUCGCAUCCCUAAAACCACACCUCGCCACCACGGCACUACCCAGCGACACGACCCCACACUCUGCUUCAGCGGGCCAAACGGAUGCGGGAGCGAAGAACAAGGAAGAGUUGAGCAGAGAGCGCAAGGUCUAUGUUGAGAGUCAGAGCAAGAGGAUUUUGGAACGUAGGGGCGUGGAUACAAAGGAUGGGGUUGAGGGCGUUUGGGAGGGAAGCAGUAGGGUGAGGGUCGAGGAGGUGAGGGGGUUGGAGGGUUUAGUUGCGGGAUUGGAGAGGGGGGUUACGAGGGCUGGAGCUGGGGCGAAGGAGGAGGACAAGGAUGGGGAUGUGGAUGUGGAUGCUAUGGAUACGAGUUGA
Messenger RNA from Pyrenophora tritici-repentis Pt-1C-BFP, 1161 nucleotides. RefSeq lists its product as uncharacterized. Gene Ontology annotation, biological process: mitotic cell cycle; kinetochore assembly; mitotic sister chromatid segregation. The record is from RefSeq and is a predicted model, not a curated record. Gene Ontology annotation, cellular component: nucleus; MIS12/MIND type complex; chromosome, centromeric region. NCBI's taxonomy places the organism in Eukaryota, Fungi, Ascomycota, Dothideomycetes, Pleosporales, Pleosporaceae.